Molecule: messenger RNA, 1833 nt
Organism: Ustilaginoidea virens
Lineage: Eukaryota; Fungi; Ascomycota; Sordariomycetes; Hypocreales; Clavicipitaceae
Exons: 2
Coding region: 1-1833 (610 amino acids)
Biological process (GO): amino acid transmembrane transport
Cellular component (GO): membrane
Molecular function (GO): L-amino acid transmembrane transporter activity
Source: RefSeq, a predicted model, not a curated record
AUGCCUUCUUAUUCUGUGCAAUCGCAGUCGCGAGACUCCCUGGAGCUGGCAUCGCUGGUCAGCUCGAGUAUGCUCAACGAGGGCGCCGCAUCAGAAGUAUCAUCUCGGCCGAGCAUCUCAUCAUCACGACGACUGUCACUAGUAGAGGAAGAGGACCCCCUGGACGGCGGCAACCCUGCCGCCGGUGGGCUAGGACGGUCGCACUCUGGCUCGUCAACCUUCGACUUUGCCGCGACUCUGUUUCCUCUGAGCUCAACCACGGGAGAUGGAGGAUAUGCGCCCAUCGGAGCGUCAACCUCGGGGGCACGACCAGGCGGCGGUGCGCUGGGAGGCGGAUCGUUGGAGAAACGCAAGACCUUGACCUACCUGAACGGCCUGUCGUUGGUCAUCGGCCUCAUGAUCGGCUCAGGCAUAUUUUCCUCGCCUAGUCAGAUCAGCGCCAAGGUUGGGUCUCCGGGCGCGGCCUUGGUCGUGUGGGUAGUGGCCGGAGCCUUGGCCUGGACGGGAGCGGCGUCAUAUGCCGAGCUGGGAGGUGCCAUACCGCUCAACGGAGGUGCGCAAGUCUACCUUGCCAAGAUUUUCGUGGAGCUUGCGGGAUUCCUGUUUACCUGGACGGCCGUUCUGGUGCUCAAGCCGGGAAGCUCUGCCAUCAUUGCCAUCAUCAUGGGCGAAUACUUUGUGCGCGCCAUCAUCGGAGCCCAGGCCGAGCACGUCAACCCGUGGGUCAACAAGUCGGUGGCUUUGGUGGGCAUAUUCGCCGUGACGUUGUUCAGCUGCAUCUCCACGCGCAUGGCCACGCGCAUCAACGACCUUCUCAUGUUUUUCAAGUUUGCCGCUCUGCUCUUCGUCACCGUGGUUGGCAUCGUUGUCGCCGCUACGGGGCAUACUUUCAAGGGCGAAAAGGACGUGGCCUGGAGGGCCAAGGAUUGGUUCAGCGACACCUCGUUGGACCUCUCGAGCUGGGCAGUAGCUCUAUACGGCGGCCUCUGGGCAUACGAUGGGUGGGAAAACACAAACUAUGUCGUGGGGGAGUUUCGCAGCCCCGGCAGGGACCUCCCACGAGUCAUCCACACCGCCUUGCCGCUCGUGAUAACGAGCUACGUGCUGGCGAAUGUGGCCUACUUCCUGGUUCUGCCGGUGGAAGAGGUGAAUGGCUCCAACACGGUGGCCGUCAUGUUUGGCUCCAAGGUGUUUGGCCCGGUCGGAUCAGUCACGAUUGCUCUCAUGGUCAGCGCAAGCUGCCUCGGGUCUCUCACGUCAUCCACCUUCACGACCGGCCGGCUGGUCUAUGCCGCCGGCAAAGAGGGCUACCUCCCAGAGGUAUUCGGCAGAAUCGGCGUCGGCAACGGCGACUCGAGCUUGUCAACGCAACGCACGCGCGGCUGGCUGUCCCGGACGGCGCACCGCCUCCUGGGGGACGGGGAAAUGGGUCUGUUCUUCACGCCCAUCUACGCCUUGGUCCUGAACGGCGUCAUUACCGCAGCGUACUGCGUCGUCGGCGAGUUUGGCACGCUCGUCACCUUUUACGGCGUCGCGGGAUACACGUUUUACUUUUGCGCGGUCCUGGGGCUCAUCGUCCUGCGCGUCAGGGAACCCGGGCUCGAGCGGCCGUACAAGACGUGGAUUACGACGCCCAUCAUCUUUUGCUGCGUCAGCCUGUUUCUGCUGAGCAGGGCCGUCUUUGCGCGGCCGGUCCAGACCCUCGCCGUGGUUGGCUUUGUCAUUGCCGGCAUCCCCGUCUACUUUUGGCGCAUCCGCCAAAGGGACGGGCUGCGGAGGAGUGUCGGCGACGACGGCCAGCGCAGGCCGUGGUGGCGGUUCUGGCGAAGAUGA